Anthostomella pinea is the source of this 1179-nucleotide messenger RNA. The record is from the annotation of a GenBank genome assembly. NCBI's taxonomy places the organism in Eukaryota, Fungi, Ascomycota, Sordariomycetes, Xylariales, Xylariaceae.
AUGCUUGGUCUCCUGGAGUCUGCCGGGGGUGUUCAGGGCGGCAUUCACGGCAUGCUCAAGGAGGCAGUUACUGUUUUGGCGGAUAGCUCUUCAGACACCGCCAAAGUUUUAGAGCAACUUAGACUCGCCCAAGUUGCUUCCAAGAGGGCUGCCGAACAUACCCGCCUACAGCGAUUGCUGCAGGCACUGGGACCGCCGGGCAAUAGAUACGAAGAAGUGCGAGAUGCUACCGAACAUACCUUCGCUUGGCUCUUUCCAAGUGAAUCUUCCUCCUCUGAUAGCAGCGAUGCCAUGAGCGACAACAACUCCGACCGUUCACUUGACGCCAAUCAUUCAGCGGAUGAUGCAACGGGCAGUUUUGAUUCGGGCGACGAGCGUUCGGAUGAUGGCAGACCUCUCGGGUACCCAAGGGUGACGAGCGAAUCCGCCCAGAACAAUACUACUGGUGACCGCAGAUAUUCGGAACACCCGCCUAAUGAAGAACAUAUCCGAAAGUAUACUAGUGACAGAUUACGGAGAUGGUUGUGUAACGGCACAGGGGUUCUGCACAUCGCUGGCAAACCUGGAUCGGGGAAGUCAACCCUCAUGAAGUUUAUCUCCGAACACCACGUCACCAAGAGACUACUUUCGGAAUGGGCCGAGCCUAACCUGCUGGUUCACUCGAAGUUUUUCUUCUGGAAACCCGGGGACUGGCGACAAAACACGUCGAGAGGCCUGAUCCGCGGCCUCCUAUAUGACAUCCUAGGCAAUGCACCAUCUUUAAUGCCUAUCAUGUUCCCUCAAUGGUCGGCCGGGAAUCUUGCUGAGAAACCUGCAGAUACUCAGGCCAUACGGAUAUCUGAGAAGGAUUGUUUCCGUGCUUUUCACCAAAUGAUUGAUGCGCGCCAUGCGCGUGAAGCUCCUUACCUCUGCUUCUUCAUCGACGGUUUGGACGAGUUUGACGAGGACGCCGAUAUUCCACAUGGUGAACUAGUUAAGAUGCUUCGUCAAUGGACCGAUCAAUCAGAUGGCAGAGUUAAACUCUGUGUCUCCAGCCGAGAGCUCCCAGUAUUUGAAAACAUCUCUCCCGAAGACAAGAUCCGCUUGCAAGAGCUCACGAAAGGAGACAUGGUGACAUAUGCGACGAACAAGUUGAGGAACAAUGAACAGUUCUUUGACCUUCAAUCUGCCGAUUUCUGA